Pyrus x bretschneideri (Chinese white pear) is the source of this 2010-nucleotide messenger RNA. RefSeq names its product cytokinin hydroxylase-like. NCBI's taxonomy places the organism in Eukaryota, Viridiplantae, Streptophyta, Magnoliopsida, Rosales, Rosaceae. Gene Ontology annotation, molecular function: heme binding; monooxygenase activity; oxidoreductase activity, acting on paired donors, with incorporation or reduction of molecular oxygen. The record is from RefSeq and is a predicted model, not a curated record.
UUUCAUGACUCACUUAUCAAGUUGGGCAUGCUCAUAUCUAUGCACCAACUUUAAGAGGAGUGUUGAUUUUCAUGUAAAUAUUCUAGGAGUCCUAUGUUUGGUAGAUUUAGGAUUUGUAAUUAAUUGUGAUCUUUAGCAUUUAGUUUUUCUAUCUUUUGUAGAUUACCGUCCUUGUAUCGUUGAUUAACUUCCUUGUAUUGUACAAUCCCUUCCUUACAUUGUAGAUUCCCUUCCUUCCUUGUAUUGUAGAUUACCUUCCUUGUAAUUAAUUGUAAAUUUUAGGAUUUACUUUCCUAGUACAAUAAGGCUUGUGUGCCUGUAUUGUAUAUAUUAUAAACUCUAUAUAUAAGAUGGAUAAACUAACGAGACAUAGAGAGAGAGAGAGAGAGAGAGAGAGAGAGAUGGAAACCAUUCUUCUAGUUUUCGUCAACGCCAUCGUCAUGGCACUUCUGUAUAUUUUCUGCAGAUUAAUAUUUUCUCUCUGGGGUUUCCCAAUUCUUGCGUACAGGAGGCUCAAGAAAAAUGGGUUGGAUGGUCCCCCUCCAAGGUUUCCAUUCGGAAAUCUGAGUGAGAUGAAAAAGAAGACCAUCAAUUUUCGAAGUUCAAAUAUCUCCCAUGACAUACACUCAACUCUUUUUCCUUUUUUUACUCGAUGGCAAAACUCUUUCGGAAAGACGUUCGUUUAUUGGUUGGGGACUGAGCCAUUUUUGUACAUAGCAGAUCCAGAGCUACUGAAAAAACUGUCUGCCGAGGUGACAGCAAAGAACUGGGGGAAGCCAGCAGUGUUCCGACGCGAUAGAGCCCCGAUGUUCGGUAAUGGCCUAGUCAUGUCCGAAGGGGAAGACUGGGUUCGUCACCGCCAUGUUAUCACUCCUGCUUUUAACCCAACAAACUUAAAGGCAAUGGCGAGCUUAAUCGUGGAGACCACCAUCAAAAUGCUAGACAAUUGGAAAGAUUCCGGUGCUCAAGAAAUCGACGUCGAGAGAGAAAUCACAGCAACCGCCGGAGACAUCAUCGCCAAGACCAGCUUUGGCAUCAGCUACCAAAGUGGGCGCCUAGUGUUCGAAAAACUAAGAUCCUUGCAAAUGACACUCUAAACGAGCCGUCUUGUGGGAGUUCCUUUCGGACCAAUUAUGCACCCUAAGGAAACCCUAGAGGCCAGAAAACUUGGGCAAGAAAUCAACCAAUUGUUCUUGUCAAUCAUUGACGAAAGGCGAAAAUCCAUCAAAGGGUUGACACCGCAGUGCGACCUGCUUGGCUUGUUGCUUGCGGAGAGUGAACGAGGCUUCACAACACAAGAACUUGUGGAUGAGUGCAAGACAUUUUUCUUUGGAGGUCAUGAGACAACUGCAUUGGCAAUCACAUGGACAAUGUUGCUUCUGGCCGCCCACCAGGAUUGGCGACAUCAAUUGAGAGAGGAGUGUAGGGAAGUGGUCGGAGAUAAUAAAGAAAUUGAUGUGGACAUGCUUUCCGGACUAAAGAAGAUGGGAUGGGUGAUGAAUGAAGCCUUACGACUAUACCCUUCAUCACCAAAUGCACAAAGGCAAGCCAAAGCCGACAUUCAAGUGAGCGACGACCUGUCCAUUCCGAGUGGAACAAACAUGUGGAUUGACAUCGUCGGCAUGCACCACGACCCAGCCCUGUGGGGCGAGGACGUCAAUGAGUUCAAGCCGGAGAGGUUCAAGGACGACAUCCACGGCGGGUGCAAGCACAAGAUGGCGUACUUGCCUUUUGGGUUUGGAGGGAGAAUGUGCAUUGGUAGAAACUUGACUUUCUUGGAGUACAAGAUAGUUCUAACCCUAAUUCUAACUAGGUUUUCUUUUACCAUCUCUCCAACUUAUAGCCACUUGCCUUCCGUUGAGCUCACUCUGAGACCUUCCUAUGGCCUGCCUCUAGCACUCCAGCCCCUCUAGGCACUUGGGUUCUACGAGCUUAUCACUCCUAAUCCUUAUUGGAGAUUAGCAGCGUUGAUAUCUUGAAUAAAAAGCAAAGGAAACAAAUACGCUUAUA